This is a messenger RNA of Scomber japonicus (chub mackerel), 1952 nucleotides long. RefSeq names its product chemokine (C-C motif) receptor 2 (gene ccr2). The transcript has 3 exons. The coding region runs from base 1 to 1164 and encodes 387 amino acids. NCBI's taxonomy places the organism in Eukaryota, Metazoa, Chordata, Actinopteri, Scombriformes, Scombridae. The record is from RefSeq and is a predicted model, not a curated record. Gene Ontology annotation, cellular component: membrane. Gene Ontology annotation, biological process: chemotaxis; G protein-coupled receptor signaling pathway; immune response. Gene Ontology annotation, molecular function: chemokine receptor activity.
AUGACAGUCUGGUGUGACCUGGAGCACAAAGACCGCAAAGUGUCCGUGAACACUAACUGCGACACAAGACUCGAUACAUUCAACUACAACAACGAGUCCGUCAUAUAUGAUUACGAUCAGUACUACAAUGGAAAUGACAGUGAUGUGGCUCCUUGCAACAAUAAAGACCUGAGAGAUUUUGGCAAGGUGUUUCUGCCCGUCCUGUACGCUUCAGUUUUCAUCACUGGAUUCCUUGGUAAUGGCCUAGUGGUAUGUGUCCUAUUGAGACACCGCAACCAGGCAACCCUGACAGACAUCUGCCUUUUCAACCUGGCUCUCUCUGACCUCGUCUUUGUCUUCACAUUGCCUUUCUAUGCUCACUAUGCUGUGGUCGGCAGUUGGACUUUCAUGGACUUUUUAUGCCAUUUCAUCAGUGGCUCCCACAGCGUCGGAUUCUUCAGCAGCAUUUUCUCCAUGGUUGUCAUGACUCUGGACCGCUAUUUGACCAUCGUACACUGGCGCAAGAUUAUUAAAUACCGCACUGUGAAGCUGGGCAUUGCUCUGUCCAUGGUUAUCUGGAUUUUCAGUGUUUGCAUCUCCCUACCAACUUAUGUGUUUACAACGGUGAAAAAUGAGUCCAACCAUCUGAGUUGUACUUACGACCCAGAAAACAAAGCCUGGAAUGUGUUCAAUGUCUUUGCAACAAAUAUUGUGGGGCUUGUGUUUCCCUUGUUGGUGUUGGUUGUGUGCUAUUCCAGGAUCAUCCCCGCAGUGCUCAAGAUAAGGAGUACAAAGAAGUAUCGUAUUGUCAAAGUGACCAUCUCCAUUGUGGUUGUUUUUUUUCUGUUCUGGGCCCCACACAACAUUUCCUUUUUCUUGAGGUUUCUGCAGCAUGAAAAUGUAAUCGGGUUAGAUGAUUGCGAUUCUGACGCAAAUUUAAAGCUAUCAAUAACAGUGACUGAGACCAUUGCUAUGACUCACUGCUGCCUGAAUCCCAUCAUAUACGCCUUUGUGGGACAGAAGUUCAUGAAGCAUGUUAAACAGUUGUUGAGGAAAUGGUUGCCUGGGAUACCAUUUCUCUCCACCGCAGAUUUGUCAGAUAGCAUAUUCCGGAAAAGCUCAGUUAUGUCCAGGUCUUCUGACAUUACCAAUUUUAGUCAGAUAGAUGACAAAAGUGUGAUGUAAUAUGCUUUCUGAACAUUUCCUGUAGUGUUCUGACUUAGAUCAGCUGUGUCACAUCUAUAAAACCUGCUUGUACAUAUAAGCCUUUACUUAUUAAUUUGCUCUUGAAACUGGAAUAUAGUGUUUUCUCAGCAUCUCAUCUUAUUUUCUAACCACUAUGCAUAGGUAUUGCCUUUCCAUUGCUUGGUGUGACAUAAGAAGGAAUAUGGCUGCAGUUUAAUUUGUACCUCUUGACUGAAACUGUAAACAACAGCCUAACCACAAAGUCUGUUGUGCUAAAGCUGUGUCUGAUAGGUUAAAACUUUUCUGCUUUUCUUUUCCCCUUUUUUACACGUUUGUUGAUGAGUUUGCAAGUCGAUAGACAAGAAUAGACAGUUAUGCUACAUGGAAAAAAAAAACAUCAUUAAAAAGGAAGUUAAGUGGCUAUUUUUACUACAUGUAACUUUCCUUUGUGGAAAGACUUUUUCAUUCAGAUGUUUGUUGACGAAUCAAAGCUGUAAACUAACUCUUGCACUCUUAGUCACAUUUUUUAUUGUAAUAUGGAACAUAUAUUUUGGCUCAUAUCUGUAUCUUUCUCACAUAUUUUCUCAGUAUUGUUUUAUGCCUCACAUUUGUACAUACGCGUUUGUACAUAUCUUUGUAUUUUUGUUUUCAUAUCGAAUUCAGCAUAUUUUUUUAGCUCGAUAUCAGAUGGCAUUUGCACAUAUUUUAAGGUUUCAACUUUGUAUCUUUUAGUGCUGUAAUUAUCAAUUGCUGAUAUGUUUUUAUAUUUCACAUUUGCGUUGUCCUUU